AUGCAGAAAAGUGUGCGGUACAAUGAGGGGCACGCACUGUAUCUCUCUGUGAUCGCACGCAAAGAAGGAACCAAACGUGGGUAUCUCAGUAAGAAGACCACGGAAAACAGCCGUUGGAACGAGAAGUAUUUCGCGCUGUAUCAAAAUGUCCUCUUUUACUUUGAGAAUGACCAGAGCGCUCGACCUUCUGGGAUUUAUUUGUUAGAGGGAUGCACCUGCGAGAGAGUACCAGCGCCAAAAGUAUCUACAGUUAGCAAAGACACUUUGGAUAAACAGCAUUACUUCCUCAUCGUCUUCGGCCAUGACGGCCAGAAGCCUGUGGAACUGCGGACUGACGAUGACUUGGAUUGUAAUGAGUGGGUGGAGGCCAUUCAACAGGCCAGCUAUUCUGACAUCAUCAUUGAGCGUGAGGUCCUCAUGCAGAAGUACAUCCACUUGGUACAGAUUAUGGAAACGGAGAAGGUGGCGGCCAAUCAGCUUCGGACCCAGCUGGAGGAUCAGGACACGGAGAUCGAGAGGCUCAAAGCCGAGAUUGUUGUCUUGAACAAGGCCAAGGAGAGAAUGGUACCUUACCAGCCUAGCUCGGAUGAAGAAGAUCCUGAUAUUAAAAAAAUCAAAAAGGUGCAGAGUUUCAUGCGUGGAUGGCUGUGCAGAAGGAAGUGGAAAAUUAUUGUUCAGGAUUACAUCUGCUCUCCCCACGCCGAGAGCAUGCGGAAGAGGAACCAGAUAGUCUUUAACAUGGUGGAAGCCGAGACCGAAUACGUCCACCAGCUCUCGGUUUUAGUCAACUGUUUCCUCCGGCCUCUGAGGAUGGCUGCCAGCUCCAAGAAACCUCCCAUCAGUCACGAUGACGUCAGCAGCAUCUUCCUCAACAGUGAAACUAUUAUGUUUCUACAUGAGAUAUUCCAUCAAGGCUUGAAGGCAAGGAUUGCGAACUGGCCAACUUUAGUUUUAGCCGAUCUUUUUGACAUUUUACUGCCAAUGCUGAACAUUUAUCAAGAGUUUGUACGAAACCACCAGUAUAGCCUUCAAGUACUGGCUAACUGCAAACAGAAUCGUGACUUCGACAAGCUACUGAAGCAGUAUGAGGCCAACGCAGCCUGUGAAGGAAGAAUGUUAGAAACAUUCCUCACCUAUCCCAUGUUUCAGAUUCCAAGGUACAUCAUCACCUUGCACGAGCUGCUUGCUCACACACCUUAUGAGCACAUUGAGCGAAAGAGUCUGGAAUUUGCCAAGUCCAAACUGGAGGAGCUGUCCAAGAUGAUGCAUGAUGAAGUGAGUGACACAGAGAACAUUCGUAAGAACCUGGCCAUAGAGCGUAUGAUUGUGGAGGGCUGUGAUAUUCUCUUGGACACCAGCCAGACUUUUGUGCGUCAGGGGUCUCUGAUCCAGCUGCCUACAGUGGAAAAGGGCAAGCUGAGUAAAGUCCGUCUUGGAUCUCUGUCGCUGAGGAAAGAGGGCGAACGCCAGUGUUUUCUCUUCACCAAGCAUGUCCUGAUCUGCACCCGCACCUCGGGGGGCAAGCUGCACCUGCUCAAACAAGGAGGGACGUUGUCUCUGAUAGAGUGUACUCUCAUUGAAGAGCUUGAUGCCAACGAUGAGGACUACAAUGCUACAGGACAAGGCUUCAACCACCUGGGCUUUAAGAUAGUGGUGGAUCCCACUGAUGGUCCAUCCUUCUCAGUGGUCCUGCUAGCCCCCUCCCGCCAAGAGAAGGCUGCCUGGACCAGUGAUAUCAGUCAGUGCAUCGACAACAUCCGCUGCAAUGGACUGAUGACCAGCGUGUUUGAAGAGAACUCGAAAGUCAGUGUGCCUCAUAUGAUCAAAUCCGACGCGCGCCUCCACAAAGACGACGUCGACAUCUGCUUCAGCAAGACGCUCAACUCAUGCAAGGUGCCCCAGAUCCGCUACGCCAGCGUGGAGAGGCUGCUGGAGAGGCUGACCGACCUGCGUUUCCUCUCCAUCGACUUCCUCAACACCUUCCUUCACACCUAUCGCAUCUUCACCACCGCCACCGUGGUCAUGGACAAACUCGCCGACAUCUACAAGAAACCCUUCACCUCGAUUCCCGUCAGGGUACAGUAUCAUUCAUCAGACCGCUUGUCCAUUACCUCCGUCUGUCCAGACUACAGUCUGAAGAUCACAAGGCUUGCCCUGGACCAGUCCAAGUCCCUGGAGCUGUUCUUUGCCACUAACCAAGGCCCCUGGAGUGGAGAACACCUCAACAACAAGUCUCCCCGUCUGUCUCGCAAGUUCUCCUCCCCUCCCCCUCUCUCCAUACCUUCUCGCACCUCCUCCCCCGUCCACUCACGCAAGCUCUCCCUCAGCUCCCCCGUCAGCAACAAAAUGGGCGUUCUCGACCUGUCAGCCUCAACCUCCUCUGCCGCCAGCAGCCCCACCUCCACCCACAACCCCGUCAUCUCCUCCCCUCCUCCCACCAGCACGAAAGCCCCACUGGACCUGAGCCGUGGCCCGAGCUCACCCGAGCUGUGUCCCACCACACCAGAGGAGGGGGGAGAACUGCCACGCAUCGACGCCUUCUGUGGAAAGUUACGCAGAAGCAUCAGAAGAGCUGUUUUAGAAUCCGUGUCAUUGGAUAAGUUCAUCCCGGAGUCGCCCACCCCCAGUGAAGCUGGCGACAUGUCUCCCUGCCGAUCCCCCUCUACUCCACGACAUCUCCGUUACAGGCAGUCAGGAGGCCAGGCCAGCGAGAACUCCCGCUGCGCGGUAUCCCCGGCCUCCGCUUUCGCCAUCGCCACGGCAGCCGCCGGACACAGCAGCCCGCAAGGUUUCGGCAACCCAGAGAGGUCCCACGAUAAAGAGUUUCUCAUUCGGAGAGCUGCCACUAACAGGGUGCUCAACGUACUGCGACACUGGGUGUCCAAGCACUCGCAGGAUUUUGAGAUGAACGGAGAGCUGAAAACUGGAGUGAUCAGUCUGCUGGAGGAGGUGCUAAAAGAUCCUGACCUGUUACCACAGGAGAGAAAAGCCACCACUAACAUGCUAAGUGCCCUUUCUCAAGAGGAACAAGAUGAUUCUCAACUCCAGAUAGAAGACAUUCUCCAAAUGUCUGAGUGCCCUAAAUCAGAAAGUUUCGAGUCUCUAUCUGCCAUGGAGUUGGCUGAACAAAUCACACUGCUGGAUCACAUUGUAUUCAGAAGUAUUCCGUAUGAGGAGUUUCUUGGUCAGGGCUGGAUGAAAGUGGACAAAAAUGAGCGGACUCCUUACAUCAUGAAAACCAGUCAGCAUUUUAACGAUAUGAGUAACCUUGUGGCGUCUCAGAUCAUGACCUAUACGGACGUGGGGUCCAGGGCCAGCUCUAUUGAGAAGUGGCUAGCAGUGGCGGACAUCUGCCGCUGUCUUAACAACUACAACGGUGUCUUAGAGAUAACCUCUGCGCUCAACCGCAGCGCCAUCUACAGGCUGAAGAAGACAUGGGCCAAAGUGUGCAAACAGACCAAAGCCCUCAUGGACAGACUGCAGAAGACUGUAUCAUCAGAAGGGAGAUUCAAAAACCUGAGAGAGACUCUAAAAAACUGCAAUCCACCCUGUGUCCCUUACUUGGGCAUGUAUCUGACGGACCUGGCGUUCAUUGAGGAGGGAACACCAAACUUCACCGAAGAGGGCCUGGUCAAUUUCUCUAAGAUGAGAAUGAUUUCUCACAUCAUAAGAGAGAUACGACAGUUUCAACAGACUCCCUACAGGAUAGAGCAUCAACCCAAGGUAACGCAAUUUCUACUUGACAAGAGUCUGAUAAUGGAUGAGGAUACACUAUAUGAAUUGUCUCUGAAGAUUGAACCAAGGAUUCCUCCUGCUUGA
Messenger RNA from Chanos chanos (milkfish), 3819 nucleotides. It is a transcript of the gene rasgrf2a, whose product is annotated as Ras protein-specific guanine nucleotide-releasing factor 2a. The transcript is spliced from 28 exons. Bases 1 to 3819 code for a protein of 1272 amino acids. The record is from RefSeq and is a predicted model, not a curated record. NCBI's taxonomy places the organism in Eukaryota, Metazoa, Chordata, Actinopteri, Gonorynchiformes, Chanidae. Gene Ontology annotation, molecular function: guanyl-nucleotide exchange factor activity. Gene Ontology annotation, cellular component: plasma membrane. Gene Ontology annotation, biological process: Ras protein signal transduction.